Silurus meridionalis is the source of this 2158-nucleotide messenger RNA. RefSeq names its product fibronectin type III domain containing 4b (gene fndc4b). The record is from RefSeq and is a predicted model, not a curated record. Lineage: Eukaryota; Metazoa; Chordata; Actinopteri; Siluriformes; Siluridae. Bases 410 to 1066 code for a protein of 218 amino acids. The transcript has 7 exons. Gene Ontology annotation, molecular function: protein binding.
GCAUAUAGACAGCCCACCACCACCUGUAGGUCAUGCGCUUCUGUCGCAGCAGCGCACAUUUAUUGGUAUUCUUAAAGCGUAGAGACAAAGUGAAGACAGAAACAUGAGCGAUCUCUGCACUGGACGCGUUUGUUCCUUUCUGGACACUGAUGUAUAUUUCCUUUACCAUCCAUCUGCGUUAUGAGUUCGACGAACUGUGUUAUCUGGUGUUAUAUACACGGCUUUCUGAUACUGGAGUGUAAAAGAAAUCGGUCUACGGAUUGUAUGCUGAAGGCGAUGGCGUUGGGUGAAAAUGGUGGCGAGUUAAGUUAAUCGGUGACUGCAGACGGAGGAGUUCGGUACUGACUGAAGUUUGCGAGUUUGUGAACUUGAUGGGAUUUUUACCAUUUGGGGCAACUUCAAGGAAGAUAUGAGUGCUCUCCUCCCUGCUCUCAGCUCUUUCCUGCUCCUCUUUUCCUGUCAGAUCUGCCUUAUUCAAGCAAACCGUCCUGCUGCUCCUGUCAAUGUCUCUGUCACUCACCUGAGAGCAAACUCAGCCACCGUGUCCUGGAACGUCCCAGAGGGGGAGGCUGUAAUUGGCUACGCCAUCUCCCAGCAGAGGCAGGAUGGCCUCAUGCAGCGGUUCAUCAGGGAAAUUAACACAACCAGUCACGCUUGUGUGCUAUGGGACCUAGAUGAAAACACUGACUACAUUAUUCAGGUGCAGUCUAUUGGGCUUCAUGGGGAUAGCCAAGCCAGCAAAAGCGUUCAUUUUCGAACCCUGGACAAAACAGACCAUUACCAGUCUAAUAUGGUGGCUCAAGGUGACCCCUCAGUGGAAGGUCUUGAUAUUUCCAGGCACCUUCAAACUGGAGAGAUGUUAAUCAUUACUACUGUUCUAUUAAUGUGGGCAGCGGUGAUUGCUCUUUUCUGUAGGCAGUAUGAAAUCAUCAAAGACAAUGACUCAAACAAUCACAGUAAGGAGAAAACCAAACCCCUCUCUGUGCACACUACUCCAGAUUACCAUAAUGGAGGACUUCUGGGGAGCAAGAGGACGCCAUCAGCAGUUAGCAUCAUUAAGGUCUGAGCAUUACAUCAAUGCAGACACUGGUUGAAUUGUUCCAAGAGCGAUCCUCAAACUCAUCUUUCAAUAGUAAUUACACCCUGUAAUACACUGUAGGACAACUGGUAGGACAAUGUAAAUGUAGGAGCAUAACAAUAGAAGCAGAUUAAUUAGAUUAACCAAUUAAAGAUUAAUUACAGUUUGUUUAAUCAUAAUGGAGCUAAACUGUAUUAUUAUUGACCAGCUUCAUCUUAUCCGUGAAUAAGGCAUCACUUAAUCAGUGUUAUGUCCUGAAAUACAUAAUGAAAUCUGUUCAUAAUGAACAAAUAUAAAAUAUGUAUUUAACUUAACUGCUAACACUCUUCUAUGCAUAUAAUACCUGAAUAUAAUUGUAACUUUAUUAAACAGAAAUGAACUGAUUUCCAUUGCAUCUUGAAUAGGUUUAAAUAUAAAUACAUUGUAUUAUAUUUACCAAAAAAUGCUACUGAUACAUUACACUUUUAAUGCAUUUCUGAACUGCCAACAACAAAAAAAGGCAUUUUUCUGACAUAGUAUCACCUACUACUAAUAUAUAUUCAUAUUAUGAAACAUUAUCUAAAGCAAUCUCCAUUUUUACAGAUACAACUUGAUAUCAUUUUUCAGCUUGACUCACUCUAAUCUGUUUAUCAUAUUAAUCUAGGACAGGAAUAAAUCUAGAAAGCCCACCUCUUAAUGUUUUGCUGCAUUAAAAAUAGCAUUGUAUUUUUGUUACUUCCUGUAGUGUUGUGCAACAAUAAUCCCUAUAUUACAAAAUGUGCUAUAUCUAACGACUCAACAUGUUGUAAGAUAAUGAGCUCAAAGUGGAAAUGGAGAUAUGGACUGUAGAGAUAUUGUUUAAAUUGUAUAUGUUUUGUCAACUGGAAAGUAAUAUUACAUGUAACAUUUUGAGAAUGUUAUAGACAGUGGAAUAUUGUAGAAUCAUGUGUAAACUGUUACAGUAGGUCAGAAUUAUAAGACAUAAGAGAAUUCUGUCAACGGAAGAUUUGCCAUAUUGUUUCUUUUUACAUAGAAACUGUUAUCACUUCACAUGUUUCACAUUUGGAUGGCAUUCAAAUAAACUUAUCAUAAACCUAUCAA